UUCACGUGUCCUUUUCAAAACAAGUUACUUUGCUAAUGUGUUUUUGUUCUGUGGCUUACUUGGGAGCAAAGUGACACCAUACCACCGUGUUUUAUUUUUUACAGAGACAGAGUCAGCCUCUCCUUCCAGAUCCUUUGCCGUCGGUUAAGCGAGAGGACUCUAACUGUGGAGAGUCUGAUUCUCAUUUCUGCUUCUUCUUAGAAAAUCAUGGCAAUGGUGAACCAGUGAACCAGAAGAGGUCAUGGAGGAUGAUGGGAAACCUCUGCUUGGUUCAAUUCAAGCAGGAGAUGAUUACUCGGACCAGAUGGACUUUCUGGACUCCAGACAAAGAAGGCCUUUCCAUGUGGAGCCCAGGAACAUCGUGGAGGACUCAGGUCAGGAGCGAGUGUCUGCUGAGGCUUCAGUGCUUAACAGCAGAGUUCAUUACUAUGGCCGCCUGGCUGCGUCAUCAGAUAGGUUGCUGGCUCCUCCUGACCAUGUGAUCCCUCCACCUGAGGAGCUCUACAUUUACAGUCCUCUGGGGACAGCGUUUAAAGUGCAAGGAGAGGGAACUGCCAAAAACCCUAGUAUUGUCACUAUUUUCGCUAUCUGGAAUACGAUGAUGGGAACGUCCAUACUGAGCAUGCCAUGGGGAAUAAAGCAGUCUGGGUUCACACUGGGAAUCAUCAUCCUCAUCUUAAUGGGCUUCCUCACACUCUACUGUUGUUACAGAAUUCUGAAGUCCACCAAAUCAAUACCUUAUAUAGAUACCUCAGACUGGGAGUUUCCUGACGUGUGUAAAUAUUACUUUGGGCGAUUGGGACAGUGGUCGAGUUUGUUAUUUUCCAUGGUAUCGCUGCUUGGAGCGAUGGUGGUCUACUGGGUGCUUAUGUCCAACUUCCUGUUUAACACCGGCAAAUUCAUCUACAACUAUGUUCACCACAUGAAUAUGUCUGAUUCAGAGUUUGGCACAAAUGGAACGGACAGAGUGGUUUGUCCAUACCCAGAUGUGGAUCCACAUAAGAACAGCAGCAUUAGCCUGCAUUAUGUCAGUGAUAACAGUACAGACACAGCGUUGUUUGACCACUGGUGGAGUAAAACCAAAACUAUCCCUUUCUACCUUAUUGUGCUGCUUCUGCCGCUGCUCAACUUCCGCUCGGCAUCCUUCUUCGCCAGGUUCACCUUUCUGGGCACUAUUUCAGUGAUCUACCUCAUCAUCCUGGUCACCGUUAAAGCUUUUCGGCUAGGCUUUCACCUGGAGUUCCAUUGGUUCGAUUCCACCGAUUUUUUCAUCCCAGAGUUCAGAAUCUGGUGUCCUCAACUCACUGGUGUUCUCACUCUGGCCUUCUUCAUCCAUAACUGCAUCAUCACCCUCAUGAAGAACAACAAGAAUCAGGAGAACAACGUUCGAGAUUUGUCCUUGGCUUACCUUUUAGUAGGUCUAACGUACCUCUAUGUGGGAGUUAUGAUCUUUGCUUCUUUUCCUUCUCCACCACUGUCUAAGGAAUGCAUCGAACCAAACUUUCUGGAUAACUUUCCCAGCAGUGAUGUAAUGGUGUUUGUGGCUCGGGCCUGUCUGCUGUUCCAAAUGACCAGCGUCUACCCGCUGCUGGGUUACCUGGUUCGGGUGCAGCUGAUGGGCCAUAUCUUUGGUGAUCACUACCCAAGUUUUUUCCAUGUCUUUAUCCUGAACAUCAUCCUUGUGGCUACUGGGGUCCUAAUGGCCAGGUUUUAUCCAAACAUUGGAUCCAUUAUCAGGUACUCGGGGGCGACAUGUGGUUUGGCUCUGGUGUUUGUCUUCCCCUCAGCUGUCCAUCUGAAGGCCCUGAGACGUAGCGGUGAAUUGCGCUGGCCCUCUGCUUGCUUCCACAUCCUUCUCAUCGUGAUCGGAGUGGCCAACCUCCUGGCCCAGUUUUUCAUGUAGUACCAUCACAUUGUUCUCUCACACGUGUUCUUACAGUUGUAGUUCUGGUUUUGGCACCUAGGUGGCGGUACUGCACAUCACUUAGGUGGUUUCAGCAAGGAGAUCCAGCUGCUUUGGCCAAAGUCACCUUUGUUUGAAAUUGAGCCCUGUAAGUAAAUGUUACUGACUGAAAAUCAACCAUCAGCACGGUUGUGUUUGCGUUUAUUUUUAAUUAAAUUAUAUUAAAAGAUUCAA
This is a messenger RNA of Ictalurus punctatus (channel catfish), 2137 nucleotides long. RefSeq names its product solute carrier family 38 member 9 (gene slc38a9). Gene Ontology annotation, molecular function: amino acid transmembrane transporter activity. Gene Ontology annotation, biological process: amino acid transmembrane transport. Lineage: Eukaryota; Metazoa; Chordata; Actinopteri; Siluriformes; Ictaluridae. The transcript is spliced from 16 exons. The record is from RefSeq and is a predicted model, not a curated record. Bases 242 to 1903 code for a protein of 553 amino acids.